AAACUAGUUGUGACUCAGAGUCCCGAUGUUUCUGUCAUGGAGGGGGAGAUGGUGAAGAUCAUCUGCUGCUGGACAGGGAACAUUGGAAGAGUUCGAGUGAACUGGUCGAAAAAUCUAACACAAAACAAGAAAGAUCUGAACAUGAAGGAUCAAGAUCAAGUGUUUCAGAAAAAGGAGGAAAACGACUGUUCAACUCUGACCUUUCCAAGUAUCUCAAGAAAAGAUGCAGGUACAUACGUCUGCAAGGUUUCUAUGGAGAUACCAGUUUUAGUUACAGCUCUUGGAAAGGGUACAGUCAUCACAGUUACAUUCGUGGAGGAAACAUCCAAAGAAACAUCUGAUGAAACAUCUGAUGAAACAGCUGGAGACACAACUGGAGACACAGUUAGAGAUUCUCACCAGGAAGAAGAAGAAGUGCUCAUUCAUGUCCUGAGGUGUCUGCCCAUCCUCACCCUCAUCAUCGCCUUCUUCUGGCUCUACUACGAAGGGACUAAAGCUCAGAGGAAAGCAACAGCUUCUCCAGGAAAUGGACCAACUCUGGCCCCAAGAACAGAGGAAGACCAAGAGGAAGAAGAAGAGAGAGAAGAGGAGAUAGAAGAGAAGAGAGAAGAGGAGAUAGAAGAGAGAGAAGAGAAGAGAGAAGAGGAGAUAGAAGAGAAGAGAGAAGAGAGAGUGAUAGAAGCAGCAGAAGAGUCAGAAACAUUGGAAAGAAGUGAAACGAACACAACUGAUGUUCUGUGAAUGCUUGUGUAAACACUUCUGACGAACAUAUGAAUAAAAAUAA
This is a messenger RNA of Mugil cephalus (flathead mullet), 784 nucleotides long. RefSeq names its product cilia- and flagella-associated protein 251-like. Gene Ontology annotation, cellular component: plasma membrane. Gene Ontology annotation, molecular function: signaling receptor activity. Gene Ontology annotation, biological process: immune response-regulating cell surface receptor signaling pathway. NCBI's taxonomy places the organism in Eukaryota, Metazoa, Chordata, Actinopteri, Mugiliformes, Mugilidae. The record is from RefSeq and is a predicted model, not a curated record. Bases 37 to 741 code for a protein of 234 amino acids. The transcript is spliced from 3 exons.